This is a messenger RNA of Pochonia chlamydosporia 170, 4020 nucleotides long. RefSeq names its product non-ribosomal peptide synthetase-like protein. The transcript has a single exon. Bases 1 to 4020 code for a protein of 1339 amino acids. Gene Ontology annotation, molecular function: phosphopantetheine binding. Gene Ontology annotation, cellular component: cytoplasm. NCBI's taxonomy places the organism in Eukaryota, Fungi, Ascomycota, Sordariomycetes, Hypocreales, Clavicipitaceae. Gene Ontology annotation, biological process: amino acid activation for nonribosomal peptide biosynthetic process; secondary metabolite biosynthetic process. The record is from RefSeq and is a predicted model, not a curated record.
AUGUCAAAGGUUCAGGUCCAUCGUGACCUCAAGAAUCUCGCCAUGAGCCAAAAAUCACAGAGACAGCCCUCUCACAACGACAAUCUCGCCAUAUAUCCCGUCCAACAAGCUGCCGGUCCACGAACGUUGGUGGAUAUACUCGACGCUUCUGUCUCAUCACACCCUACGGCCAUUGCCAUUGACAAUGGAACCUCACGUCUAAGUUAUGCCGACCUGUCUCAACAAAUAGCCGCGCGUGUCAAACAAUUGAGAGCCGCAGGCAUCGGCGUUGGCGAUAAAGUGGGUAUUCGUGUUACCUCCGGUUCGAUAGAGUUAUAUGUUGGCAUUCUUGCUAUUCUCACUGCGGGAGCUGCUUAUGUCCCCGUCGAUGUGGAUGACCCGGAUGAGCGAGCUCGACUUGUCUGGACAGAAGCCAAUGUGUCUGCAGUCUUGACCGAUAAUGAAACUCUUACGCCUCAUAGCCCACCGGUAGGGAGCUCAAGACAGCGUCGCCCUGGCCCCGAGGACGACGCCUGGGUUAUUUUUACUUCUGGUUCAACCGGCAAGCCAAAGGGCGUAGCUGUCACUCACCGCAGUGCGGCAGCCUUUGUUGAUGCCGAAUCCCUCAUUUUCCUUCCAGAUCGACCACUUGGUCCAGGAGACCGAGUCCUUGCUGGUCUCUCGGUUGCAUUUGACGCCUCAUGCGAGGAAAUGUGGCUGGCCUGGCGAUAUGCUGCCUGCCUCGUUCCCGCACCACGCUCCUUAGUUAAAGCCGGCGCCGAUCUAGGAACCUUCCUUACAACACAGCGCAUCACGGUCGUCUCUACCGUGCCCACAUUGGCCGCAUUAUGGCCGGCCGAAGCCCUCCGAGGACUUCGCCUGCUUAUCCUUGGAGGAGAAGCCUGUCCAUCUGAGCUGGCAAACAGGCUCGCCAGCACUGUUGAGUCAGUUUGGAACACCUACGGCCCGACGGAAGCAACAGUUGUAGCUUGCGGCGCACCACUGGUUGCCGGCCAGCCAGUACGAAUUGGUCUGCCCCUGGCCGGUUGGAAACUAGCCGUUGUCGGCCCCGACGACAAACCCGUCGGCUGGGGCGAAGAGGGAGAGUUGAUCAUUGGCGGUGUCGGAAUGGCCCGCUACCUCGAUCUCGAUAAAGACAAGGUCAAGUUUGCGCCAGCUCCCGUAUUUGGUGGAGAACGAGCCUACCGCAGUGGAGACUUGGUUCGCGCCGAGCGAGACGGACUCCUCUUUGUCGGCCGAAACGAUGAACAAAUCAAGCUUGGUGGACGACGCAUCGAACUGGGUGAGAUUGACGCCGCCCUCCUGACUUUACCAGACGUGUGCGCCGCAGCAUGUACCAUCCAACGCAGCGAAAUGGGCGCGCAGGUGCUUGUGGGUUACAUCGUCUGCAACAAUGGCCGCGCACCUACAGCCCAGGAUCGCGAACUUCUCCGCCGUGCAUUGCCCCCAACCCUCGUCCCUAUGCUUGUUACUGUCGACGACCUCCCAGUCCGGACCUCCGGCAAAGUGGACCGGAAGUCCCUCCCUUGGCCGCCGCCUCCACGGCCGGCCCCACAUGGCGGAGCCGGCAGCCACGGCCAAUCCGGACACGCGGAGAAAUUCGAUGCUGAUGGUACCACAGCAUGGAUUGCUGAGCAAUGGCGUCGCGUUCUGGGUAUGCCCCCGUCUCUGGAUUCUAAUUUCUUCGAUCUUGGUGGAACCAGCUUGGGUGCUGCGCAGCUCAUCUCUCAAAUCCGGCUAAAAUGCCCUACGAUUUCCGUCGCUGACGUCUACGAGAAUCCCACCCUGGAAGCAAUGGCUGCUCGUGUCGAAGACUUGAUGGACACCAAGGAGAUUGAACGCGAGGUGGUACCAACUCCCCGAUGGCUUAUGCUGAUUCAGUUUUUCAUCAUGCUGAUUGAGAUGGGUUUCAAUGGCAUUCGCUGGGUCAUCACGCUUGGCUUUGUCAAAAAGAUCUUCGUUCUGGUCCUCGGACCCAACAAUUGGGCGGGAGCUUACGCACUCCCAUGGUGGUUGAUUGCAGUCGUCUGGGGCAUCUUCGGUACUGCAAUUGGACGGCUUAUCCUCAGCGCAGGAAUUGCCCGAGUUGUAUUGUUCGGCAUUCGCCCUGGCACCUAUAAGCGUGGAGGCAUUCGACACAUCAGACUCUGGGCCGUCGGCCGUUUGAUGGGACUCGUUGGGACUGGAGCUGCAGCCGGUACCCCUUGGAUCAGAUACUACGCCCGCUUGGUGGGCUGCCGAGUAGCUUCGGGUGUGCAGCUUCAUGCCUUCCCACCAGCCACAGGUCAUGCAAGCUUUGGCCCAGGAUGUGCCGUAGAGCCGGAAGCCGAUAUUGCCGGAUGGUGGCUUGAUGGUGACAAGCUGCAUAUUGGAAGCAUUACCAUUGGCGAGGGAGCAAGGGUUGGUGCCCGCAGCACACUUAUGCCUGGCACAAUCCUGGAUCCGUAUGCCAAUGUUCCUCCUGGCGUCAGCGUCGAAGGCAUUGUUCGAGCUUCUGACAAUUCACUUGAGAUCAAGGCAAGUCAAUCACCCCACGCCACCAAGCGGGAGAGCAUUUGGAUAUGGCUCUUGUACACGGGUUCCAUGAUGGGCAUGGAUAUCCUGGGUCUUGUCAGCCUGGCCCCAAUUAUUGCUCUCAUGCCCGUCUUUAGACCCGAUUACAACAAUCUCGGAGAGAUCAUUAUGGCCCUUGUCAAGAUUGCAGCCCCAGGAUCAGCAAUCGGGUUGAUCAUGUACGGCGUCUCUGUGAUUUUAUGGGUCCGAUUUGCCAGUCUUUUUCUCAAGCCUGGUGUCUACCCAUGGCAUGGCGUCACAACCUGGGCGGCUUGGUUGACCCAUGGCUUGAUGAUGAACGCACGAACUGUCUACUUCCCUGCUUACGCAAGCUUGUUCACUCCUAUUUGGUUGAGGUUACUGGGCGCCCGCGUUGGCCGCAAUGUUGAGGCGUCGACAGUGGUCCCCAUUCCAUCACUGCUUGACGUGAAAGACGGAAGUUUCCUCGCUGACGACGUCCUCUUAUCGCCCUUUGAGCUUGCCGGUGGUCAAGUCCGCAUUGGCACUGCAACAAUCGGCGAGAAGUCGUUUGUUGGCAAUUCAGCCAUCGUGGACCCAGAUGUGGAAAUCCCCGAAGGUGUAUUAAUCGGUGUGUUGAGCUCAGCUUUGGGCCCAGAGGAAAUGGGCUGCAAAAUCGCUCCCGGUAACUCGUAUCUCGGCAGACCACCCAUGGCUAUCCCCAGACGCAUCACAACUCUUGCUGACAACGCACGCACCUUUGAUCCGCCAUUCAAGUUGAAGGUAGCCAGAGCAUUGGUCGAGUGUUGCCGUGUGAUCCCACUGAUCAUCUCUGGUGUUCUUGCAACCUGUAUUGCGAUAGGAAUGCUCUGGGUCUUCGUCACCUUUGGAGUCGGCUGGGCAGUCUUGGCCAGCGGUGGACUUUUUUUUGUUGGUGGUGUGACUGCUUGUGUUAUCACAACAUUGGCAAAAUGGCUCUUGACGCCAAACAUCAAAGCCGGGCACCAACAUCCCCUAUGGAGCUCCUUCGUCUGGCGCAAUGAGCUCGCCGACACAUUCAUUCAGUGCCUCGCUGUGCCCUGGUUCGUCACAGUAUGCUACGGCACCCCUUUCCUUAAUAUUUGGAUGCGCUCCCUCGGUUGCAAGAUUGGACGUGGUGUCUGGCUAGAAAGCCAUUUGUUGCCCGAGGCUGACUUGAUUACACUGGAAGAUGGUGCAACCGUCAAUCGCGGCGCCGUCCUCCAGACUCACCUGUUCCAUGACCGACUCAUGCGUCUCGACAAGGUCCACCUUGAAGCUGGCGCGACACUCGGCCCUUACGCCAUCUCACUUCCAGGUACUGUUAUCGGAGCUGGCACGACUAUCGCUCCCACUUCACUCGUUAUGCGUGGGGAGAGUAUCCCAGCUGGCACAAGAUGGCGUGGCAACCCUGUCCGAACGUGGCACAGCGAAAAGGAGAGCCCCAGCCCCAGCUCUGGUUCUGACAAUGAGUCACUACCUCCAGUAUGA